Hemicordylus capensis (graceful crag lizard) is the source of this 2802-nucleotide messenger RNA. It is a transcript of the gene FAAH2, whose product is annotated as fatty acid amide hydrolase 2. The coding region runs from base 2 to 1825 and encodes 607 amino acids. The transcript is spliced from 11 exons. The record is from RefSeq and is a predicted model, not a curated record. NCBI's taxonomy places the organism in Eukaryota, Metazoa, Chordata, Lepidosauria, Squamata, Cordylidae.
AAUGCUGCAAUUCCGGCCGAUUCAAACUCCGGGAGGAGGAGGAGGAGGAAAGGGGCGGAGGCAGAGGCGGGCCCUCCCCGCUGGAGGGCGGGGCCGGCCCCUGCCGACUUCCUCCCGCUGUCGCCCCUCCUCCCCGUGCCACUUUCACCUGGCCAUGGCGCUGUCGUGCGUGGAGCGCUGCCUGGUGCUGGUGCUGCGCUUCCUCUCGCAGGUCCUCCUGGCGCUGCUGGGCCUCGCGGCUCGCGCUUCUUCCCUCGCCGCCGCUUCCUCCUUCUCCUCCUCCCCCCGCGUCCCCUUGGCAACGCCGCCGCCCUUCGCCGCUGCCGCUUCGUGCAAGGCCCGUGGCAUCCCGCCGCCGGGCCAAGAGCUGCUGCUCCUCUCCGGGGUCGAGUUGGCGCGGAGAAUCCGCUGCAAGGAGGUAAAGUGCAUUGAUGUCAUUGAAGCUUAUAUUAGGAGGAUCAAGGAAGUCAACCCUCUGAUCAAUGCAAUGGUCAAGGACAGGUUUGAGGCAGCCCUGCAAGAGGCUCACCAGGUCGACAAGCUACUUUCUGAGGGGCAUGAUGACGAAGGGUCGCUGAAGGAAAAGUUCCCCUUCCUAGGGGUCCCUAUCACCAUCAAAGAGGCCUUCGCCCUUCAUGGGCUGCCCAACACUGCUGGAUUGGUUAACCGUCGGAAUGUCAUCUCCACAUCUGAUGCAACAGUCGUCUCGCGGGUCAAACAAGCUGGCACCAUCCCACUAGGCGUGACCAACUGCAGCGAGCUGUGCAUGUGGUUUGAGUCGAGCAACCGUAUCUAUGGCCGAACAAACAACCCGUAUGACCUGGGGUGCAUAGUGGGAGGCAGCUCUGGGGGAGAGGGCUGCAUCCUGGCAGCUGCUGGCUCUGUAAUCGGUGUGGGCUCAGACAUUGGGGGCAGUAUCCGGAUGCCUGCUUUCUUCAAUGGAGUCUUUGGGCACAAGCCCACCACAGGUGUGGUUCCCAACGACGGCCAGUUCCCUAAUGCCAUGGGUGUGCGGACAAAGUUCCUGUGCACCGGCCCCAUGUGCCGUUACGCAGAGGACCUGGAGCCCCUGGUGAGGGUCAUGGCUGGGCCAAACAUCACUAAACUGAAGCUGGAUGAAAAGGUGUCCUUAGAGAACCUAAAAUUCUACUUUAUGAAGCAUGAUGGAGGUUCUAUUUUUGUUUCUCCAGUGGACAAAGAGAUCCUUCAGGCUCAGUGCAAGGUGGUUGAGCAUCUGGAGUCUGAGCUGGGGGUUCAAGUGCAGCAUGUGACCAUUCGCAAAAUGAAGUAUUCCUUCCAGAUCUGGUCUGUCAUGAUGUCUUCCAAGGAUGAUGAUGGGCAGGAAGCUCAAGCCUUCACAGACCUGCUCGGAGACCAUGGAAAACCAGUGUGGCCAUCAUGGGAGCUGGUGAAAUGGACGAUUGGGAUGUCUUCACACACCCUUCCAGCCAUUGCCCUAGGAAUAACAGAGAAGUUUGUGAAAUACACACCCAAGGAGAACGCUAAGCUCGCAAGCAUGGCCCAAAGCCUGCAGACUGAGAUUGUGGACUUACUGGGGAAUGACGGCAUCCUUUUAUACCCUUCACACCCUGUCGUGGCUCCCAAACACCAUGCUCCUUUGGGAAUGCCCUUCAAUUUUGCCUACACAGCCAUCUUCAACAUCCUGGGUUUGCCAGUGACUCAGUGCCCAUUGGGCUUGAGCAAGGAAGGCCUCCCUCUGGGCAUCCAAGUGGUGGCUGGACCCCACAAUGACCACUUGACUCUGGCCAUGGCACGAUACUUGGAGAAGGCAUUUGGAGGCUGGGUUUGCCCAGGCACAUCCUAAUGCUGCUCAUCUGAGACUGGCGUGAUCAAAAAUAUGAAGACCAUCCUAUCAGAUCUACUGACAGAUGACUGUGUCUGAAACUGGAAGAGGUCCCCAUGUGCCCCCUCCUCCCUUGUAGGGAACAUAGAUGCGGGUUAUCCAUCCACCAUUUAAGAUGCUGCCUCCCAUGAGACCAAGGCCAAUAUGGUGAAGGUUCAGCCCUGCAUUUUAGCUUUCUCCCUUUUCCAUUGCAAACUGAAGGCACGGGGAGAGGAUGUUCUGCUUUCUCAGGGAAAUCAGGGGUUUUGUAGGGGGGAGGGGACUCUGACCAGAGACAAUCAUGUUAUGUGCAGUUGCAAAGGGCAGCUUUUUGUUUUGGCUGGAGCAUUGGUAAAGCAGGCUCUAAAUCCCAGGCUUCCAUUAUUUUGUUUUGGAAGGACAUUGGAGAGCUCCACUAGAUACUUACUCCUAAAUACCUUUGGGAUAUGGGGGUCCACAGGCUGCUACCACCUUGCAGCUUGCACAAAACACUACCAUGCACAGAGCUCCUUGGUAACAUCUUCAUACAUUCCUGUUCACAUGGGGCUUCAUGGUCAUACACUCCCAUCCCUGGCACUCUGGCUCAUGGUGGAAGAUGUGCAAGAACUGUUGUCUUUUGUAAGGCAGAAACUGACAAAUCUUGCGAAGUUCCAUAGGGGUAUGAUAGGUAAAAAGCUCCCUGCCUGCCUGUCCAUUCAUUCGCCUUGAGUCUUUCCUUCACUUUCCUUUUCUGCCCCAAAGAGGGCAGCAUCCUUUUAGCUGUGGGGCUCAAGGCAUAUUUUGUAUUGGUGCAGGAGUUUUUUUUCUCUCUCUACCAUUGAUUGAUACUGGAACCCUAUUCCACUCUGUGCAAUCCUCUUGAUUGGGUGCAAAGGAGCUGUGGUCAGUAAUCACUUCUCAUGGGCCAAUAUUGCUGCACUGAUAUUAAUGAAAAUAUAAUAUAUUAUCAAGCUCCUGAA